Molecule: messenger RNA, 2692 nt
Organism: Jatropha curcas
Lineage: Eukaryota; Viridiplantae; Streptophyta; Magnoliopsida; Malpighiales; Euphorbiaceae
Product: transcription factor GTE7
Molecular function (GO): protein binding
Source: RefSeq, a predicted model, not a curated record
AUCUUCUUCGCUCUUACCAGGGAAAUCCCCAUACCCUAACCCUUCGCGUUAACCUCUUCAAUCGAUAAAUAAUAUUUUUUCCUCUCUUUUUCGCGGGUCAAUAUUUGCAGCGGCGCGUGAGUCAAUAGAGGUUGCGCGUGGGGCCACGCUCUGUCCGAUUCAUGAUUUGUUAUUUGUCAUCCAAAUUGGGAAAUCCACGCCGGAGGACGGCCGGAGCCCUUCUACCUUAUGGCGUCUGCAGUCUUAGCGAAUCGUAACGAACCAAAUUGGACGCAGCCACAGCCGAGAGGUGGUGCAAAAUUCAUGGGCAAAGUCCCUUUCUCUAACCCUAACCCUAAUCCUAAAUUGUCUAAAAAACGGCAUGCGGCUACACCUGCUGUCAACUUCGAUGGACCUCAAGCAUUGAUGCAAUCAGCUGCAUCUGACGAUGCUUCAUCGAUUAAUCGAAGGCCGGCCAGCGAUUUCAACACGGGUGGGUACGUGACGUUUAAUAUCGCGUCUUAUUCGAAAAAGGAGCUGCUGGAGCUGAAAAAUCGGUUGGUAGCGGAGCUUGAACAGAUCCGACAAUUAAAGAGUAGAAUCGAUUCCUCUGAGUUCCAGAUCAGAUCCAGCUCCAAUUUCCACAACAAGAAGUCAAUCGGUAACAACAGCAACAAGAAAAUAUUGGGGAACAAACGGCCGUUUCCUGCGACAAAUUUAGGAUUUGGAGGAAAAGAUGUGAAGCGAUCGAAUCAUCCGGAGAAUGCCCAGUUGAUGAAAAAAUGCGCUCAGAUUCUGACGAAAUUGAUGAAGCACAAACAUGGUUAUAUCUUUAAUAUGCCUGUAGAUGUCGAGGGUCUCAUGCUCCAUGAUUAUUUUGAUAUAGUUAAGAAUCCUAUGGAUUUGGGUACCAUAAAGUCUAAAUUGGGUAAAAAUAUGUACGAUUCGCCUGUGGAUUUUGCUGCUGAUGUUAGAUUGACCUUCAAUAAUGCCAUGAAAUACAACCCUAAAGGACACGAAGUGUAUAAUCUCGCCCAGCAGCAACUCUUAAGAUUUGAGGAAUGGUACAAACCUAUUAGAGAUAAAGUGGGGGAUGAAGAUCAAGAUCAUACGCACGAACGAGAACAGGUUCAAGAAGUGCAAGCUAGUUCUUGGGAUCACAUCUCCAAUCGCGGUGGUGAUACAGAUAGAAUAAAGAAAGAUCAGGAAAACGUUAUGCAAAUUGUACCGAAAUCUGACCCAAUUGGGAAAUCAAUUCAACCGAGUGGGUCUAAUCCUCAAUCUACAGCACAGUUGCCUGUGAGGACUCCAUCGCCAAUGCGAGCGCCCCCAGUGAAGCCCGUGAAGCUACCUAAACCCAAAGCCAAAGAUCCUAAUAAAAGAGAAAUGUCUCUCGAGGAAAAGCACAAGUUGGGACUUGGGUUGCAGAGUUUACCUCAAGAGAAGAUGGAGCAAGUGGUACAGAUAAUUAGGAAGCGAAAUGGGCAUUUGAGGCAGGAGGGGGAUGAGAUUGAACUAGAUAUUGAAGCUGUUGAUACAGAGACCCUAUGGGAACUUGAUCGGUUUGUGACCAAUUAUAAGAAGAUGGUCAGCAAGAUUAAGCGUCAAGCAUUGAUGGGUAUCAACAAUGCGGCUACUGCUGUUAGUGAUGGCAACAAGGAGGCAAUUGGGAAUGAGAGAAUAGAUGUUGCAAAUGAGGCAAAAAAGCCAAAGAAAGGGGAUGCUGGAGACGAGGAGGUAGACAUUGGUGAUGAAAUGCCAAUGAGCAGUUUCCCACCGGUUGAGAUUGAAAAGGACAAUGGCCGUGCUAGUAGCAGUUCUAGCAGCUCAAGCAGUUCAAGUGAUGAAUCAUCGUCUUCGAGCGAUUCUGAUUCAGGAAGCUCUUCAGGGAGUGAUUCAGAGGAUGCACAUUCGUAGGACUUGACUUUGAAAUAGAAGAAAAGUGGAAUUGCUUUAAAGCUUUGCAGAAUAGGUUCUUGAGGUUUCCUUGACAAGGAUAUGGAAGAGGUACUGCAUUUUGUUGUUGUUUUGGCAAAAAAAAAAAAAACGUCUAUAACUUGAUUUUGGUAAAAUAGGCCUCAUGAGGGUUGCAAAAAAUGCUUUGUACAGGGAGGUUUCUUCAAUUGUGGUGUUGUUUGUUGGUUGCUCUUUGGAAGAAUUGGUAGUAGGGCUUAACAUUGGAUGGAGGGAGGCUGCAACUUUGGAAGAAGUAAUUUGCUUUUGUGUAAAAAGACCCAAUCAAAUUGUAGGUUAGAGCUUUAGGAAAGGUAGUGAAAAGUUUAGUAGAUGGUUAGGGCUAGAGGAGAGAGAGAGAGAGAGGUAAACUAGAGAUUAAUUACUUUGUACACAUUACAACUCUUAAUACAAAAAGGCUGUUUAGCUUCCUUGCAUUUGCUUGUACUUUGGCUAUAUGAUUGGCUGAUGAAAAAAGCAACAAAAACUACGACUGCUAUCUCAUUCCAGUUGCUUAAGCAUUGCACGAAGGGGAUCCCAAAAAGUGAAGAAGAAGAGGGGGAAGAGGACAUUCUUGCCUUGCCACAAGAGGUUUGGUGCAGCUUUCCAUCAAAUAACACAUUUUGGCAGGCAUUAUGGAAGGUGGGUGAAGACACCAAACAACAUAUCAUGCCUUUGGUGCAUUGCCAACCUGUUAUUCCCAAUUAUAGCUGGCCUCAAGUUCCUAUAAAUAGUAUUUUGAUAAGAUAUUUUUUUUUCA